Messenger RNA from Ceratotherium simum simum (southern white rhinoceros), 3094 nucleotides. It is a transcript of the gene CENPC, whose product is annotated as centromere protein C. The record is from RefSeq and is a predicted model, not a curated record. Gene Ontology annotation, biological process: spindle attachment to meiosis I kinetochore; kinetochore assembly; attachment of mitotic spindle microtubules to kinetochore. Gene Ontology annotation, cellular component: kinetochore. Gene Ontology annotation, molecular function: centromeric DNA binding. NCBI's taxonomy places the organism in Eukaryota, Metazoa, Chordata, Mammalia, Perissodactyla, Rhinocerotidae.
CCGCUUAUCUUCUCCGGCGGCUCUGUCGGCGCAAGUCUUCCUCGUGCCGCGGCCUGUGUUGGCUUCCGCCCCCGACCCAGUGCGCGGGCGGAGCCGGGCCGGAACAUGGCUGCCUCCGGUCUGGAUCAUCUCAAAAAUGACUACAGAAGGAGAUUUUGCCGACCUUACAGGGCACCUGACAUUAAUAUGGAGGUAGGCCAGAACAUACUGGAAAUCUUACAAGACUGUUUUGAAGAAGAAAGUCCUUCCAAUGAUUUUAGCAAAAAUUCUACAAAAUCAGUGCUUUAUUCAACACCUAAAAUAAACGAUGUUUGUAUUCAGUCACCAAACAAAGAGGCUCAGUGCCAGAAAUCACAUCUAAAGUCAGUCCCAGUUUCUUCAAGGAAGAAAGAAGCUUCUCUGCAGUUCACGGUAGAACCAAGUGAAGCUGCCAACAAAUCAGUUCAGGGCCAUGAAGUUCAUCAGGAAAUUUUGGCAACUGAUGUUGAUUCUCAAAAUACACCUGACUCGAGAAAAAUGUCAAGUAAAAAACUAAAAAGUCAUCACAAUGAAGUCAACCAGGAAUUUUACAUAUCUGUUGGUUCACCUUCUGUUACUUUGGAUGCAAAAAGAUCUGUAUCGCAAAAUGCUCUUCCGUCUGUUGUCCAAAAGAGAGAGACCUACAGUUUUAAAAAUUCAGUAAAUAUACUAUCUUCAAGUACAGAGAUUUCUCAUAAAACCAAAAAAAGGUUAAACUUUGAAGAUGUUUUGAAGAAAGUAGAAAUAGAGAGUAAAGUAUCAGAAAUAGAGGAUAAAGUAUCAGAAGGACCACAAGAGAAGAAACCGUCAGGAACAUCUCAGAAAAGAAUACAAGAUUCAGAAUAUGAAAUUCAACCACAAGCUAAAAAGAGUUUUUCAACAUUAUUUUUAGAAACUGUAAAAAGAAAAGGUGAAUCCAGUCCUAUUGUUAGGCAUAUAGCAACUACUCCACCUCAUUCAUCUCCUGCAAAUGAUAUGAAGUUGUUAGAGGAUGAAUUUAUAAUUGAUGAAUCAGAUAGAAGUUUUGCCAGUCGAUCUUGGAUUACCAUACCAAGAAAGGCUGGGCCUCUGAAACAAUGCACAGUAUCGCUUGCUGAGAGCACUGCACUCCUUCAAAGUAAGAAGUCAACAGAAAAACAUCACAAUUUAUCACCUAUGACUUUGAGAAGUGACAGACAUUCUGGUAAAGCUCACCAAGGAGAGAAAUCUCAGCCCUCGGAACAAAGAAUACUGUGCAGGAGCUGUGCUUUGAAAGAUGAAAUGGAAAAUGAUGGUAGAUGUACAAAACAUGAAAUGUAUUCUGAGAAUGCAGAAAAAUCAUCUGGAAACAAAAGGACCAGAAAAGAAAAUCAGAGAAGAAAAUUUAAGGCCAAUGUAGUUGAAGAACAGGUUGAUAUGGAACAUUCCAAAGAUAAAAAUGUAAAUAUGCCACAUGUUGCCCAAGACAAGUUACAAAGAAAUUCAGACAGAAAUAUGGAAGAGUACGAAGAGAUGAGAAAUGUUCGUAUUUCCAAAAAACAGAUUCCACCUGUGGGAAGCAAGAAAAGUAGCACCAGUGUUCCUCAUUCAGAGAAUCAGAAAAAAGAUAAGAAAGGUAAAAAGAAACAUUUUUCAAAUGAGUCGAAGAAAAACAAACUUGUACCUGAAGAAGUGACUUCAACUGUCACGAGAAGUCGAAGAAUUUCCAGGCGUCCAUCUAAUUGGUGGGUGGUGCAAUCAGAGCAGAGUCCUGUUUAUAGCAGUUCUUCAAUAAGAAAUCAGUUGUCAGAGUAUCACAACAGUAGACAAAAACCUGUUAAAAAAUCAAAUCAGUCGUCUAAGAGUGUUGGGAAAAAAACUAUUCCACUUAAAGGGCAGAAGAGAGCUACUCAAGGCAGGUCAAGAGCACAGAAGUUUUUAAAUGCUAAAGAUUCUGGAGGAAUUACUGACCAUGAUGAAAUUCCCAGUUGUUCCCAGAAAGAGUCAGUGGAAAGUGACGAAGCAGACCUGGCCAAGAAGAAAAAUCUUGAUCAUUCUGGAGAUCCAGGAAGCCCAAAGGAUCAAGAUAAUGUUAUGACUGCACAAAAUGUUCGUCUGAAGUCGCAAACCAGUGGAUGUACAUGCAGGACACCAGCCGAGUUUAACUUGGAUUCUGGAGAGUCUAAGACUUCAGUUUUGGAAGAGAGUGGACCUUCUAGGCCCAAGAAUUAUUUAAUGUCUGAAAUGAAUAAUUCUGGUGUGGUUGAUGAGGAAGUUGAGGAAAGUUCAGAUGAUUCAAGAGUAAAAAGAUCUAAAGUAACACCAGAGAACAAAAUACAUCACAAAAUAGUAUUGCCCUCCAACACACCAAACGUUCGGAGGACCAAGAGGACGCGAUUGAAACGUUUGGAAUACUGGCGAGGGGAGCGCAUAGAUUAUCAAGGAAGGCCAUCAGGAGGAUUUGUGAUUGGUGGCAUACUGUCCCCAGACAUAGAAUCAUCUAAAAGGAAGGCAAAAGGAAACAUGGAAAAAGUCCACAAAAUAGUUAAUAGGAAAAGGAUCUGUCUUGAUAACGAUGAAAGAAAGAAUAAAUUAUUGGUAAAACUGAAUAUACCUCUGGGAGAUCCUUUGCAGCCAACAAGGGUAAAGGACCCAGAAACAAGAGAGAUUAUUCUCAUGGAUCUUAUAAGGCCACGAGAUACUUAUCAAUUUAUUGUUGAGCAUGGUGAGUUGAAAGUAUAUAAAACAUUGGAUACACCUUUUUUUUCUACUGGAAAAUUGAUAUUAAGACCACAUCAGGAAAAGGGAAAGCAGCAUGUUGGUUCAGAUAUUUUGGUUUUUUAUGUUAACUUUGGUGAGCUUUUGUGUACCUUACAUGAAACACCUUAUAUGAUAACAACUGGGGAUUCCUUCUAUGUUCCUUCAGGUAAUUAUUACAACAUCAAAAAUCUCCUGAAUGAGGAAAGUGUUCUUCUUUUUACUCAGAUAAAAAGAUGAAAGAUGAAGCAAAGUUUAAAUACGUGUGUGUGUAUAUGAACACACAUACACACAAGUUUGUACAGUUGAGACAUUUAUCUUUGUAAUUAUUUGUGAUGUUUUAAAAUAAAAAUUUUAUUCA